Messenger RNA from Exophiala spinifera, 630 nucleotides. RefSeq lists its product as uncharacterized. Gene Ontology annotation, biological process: thiamine metabolic process; dephosphorylation; thiamine diphosphate metabolic process. NCBI's taxonomy places the organism in Eukaryota, Fungi, Ascomycota, Eurotiomycetes, Chaetothyriales, Herpotrichiellaceae. Gene Ontology annotation, molecular function: magnesium ion binding; thiamine triphosphate phosphatase activity. The transcript has a single exon. Bases 1 to 630 code for a protein of 209 amino acids. The record is from RefSeq and is a predicted model, not a curated record.
AUGGGACGGGCUCUCUCCAACGUCUGGCUGGAGGUAGAAAGAAAAUUCGCUGCCCUCAAAUGCUAUCCUCUACGCGUUGACUCGGGAAAUCCACCGUUCUUGAGUCUGACUGACCUCGGAUCCCGGACAUUCCACGACACGUAUUUCGAUCUCAAUGACCAGCUUUGGAUGAAAGGGACUUGGUUAAGGCAAAGAGACGGCAAAUGGCAAAUGAAGAUCCGAAGAGGCGGCACAUACUUGAAUUCGCAGUCUGAAGAAGUCUCGGACUUGGAUAUCAUAUCUGCGCACAUCAAAUCAUUGACUGGUCGGGAAUACGGCCCAUCUCAAUUGUUUGGUUUAAGCCAUCUUGCCAGUUUCAGCACAUUUCGCCGUGCUUGGAUCGCAGAUUCGGCCUUCAAGAUCGUACUCGACCAAACAGAUUUUGGGCACACGGUUGGCGAGGUUGAGCUUGAGGCUCAAAUGGAUGUGCAAGGCGCAGAUGAAAUUCAGAUGGCGACCAAGGCAAUGGAUAAGAGAAUCGCCGCAUUCUUACAGCACUACGUGUGGGCGUUUUCGUCCGAAGCUCCUGUCGGAAAGCUGUCUGCCUAUUUUGCACAUCAGUCUCUGCAGAGGGCCUCGAUUUCUUCUUAG